AUGUCUUUCAAGACGCGCACGUAUAGUGAUGCAUUUCUCAAGUUGGGCUUCACAAGCAUUGUUCAAAAAUCCGUGGUCAAGCCACAAUGUGUUAUCUGUGCCAAGGUUUUGAGCCACGAGAGCAUGAAGCCCAGCAAACUGGAGUCUUGUCACAGCAACUUGGCAGGGAACGGCGUGGACUAUUUCAAACGAAAAGAAGUAGCACUCAGGGUUCCUGCAUCGAUUCGACGAGUCACUGCGCUUACCAAAAUGAAGCAGCGUUGGAGGCUUCAUACCGGAUUGAUUAUCGAAUCGCAGACUAAGAAAAUUCACAGCAUCGGUGAAGAGCUUAUCAAGCCAUGCCUUCUUGAAGUAGCGAAGUUGGUGCUGGCCGAACAGCAGAAACAAGUUCAGGCAGAUUUCCCUUUCGAAUCCUUGAGCGCUGUGAAGAGCAGUCCAGUGUAUUCACUGCAACUGGACGACACAACAGAUGUUGCCUCAUGUUCCCAACUGCUAGUCUACGUUCGUUACCUCGAUGGGGAAGCCAUGAAGGAGGAGCACCUGUUCUCGGACCCAUUGGCCACUACCAACCGGGGAGAAGAUGUGUUUAGAAUGCUGGAAGUCUUCCUCAUCAAACAUGAGCUUGGCUGGGAACGCCUUGUCGGGUUGCGUAGAGAAGAGACACCUUCCAUGGUUGGUUGCAGAUCCAGCUUCAAAGCCUUUGUGAAGGAUGUCGCUCCCCAUGUCUCCUUCACCCACUGCAUGAUACAUCGCCAUGCUUUAGCGAUGAAGACUCUCCCUCCUGGUCUUCGAGAAGUGCUUUCAGAUGUGGUGAAGAUUGUGAACCACAUCCGAGAGAGCGCAACAAACUCAAGAAUCUGCUAUGCGAUGUGUGACGAAAUGGGCGCCGAUUUCACUGUUCUGAUAUUCCACACAGAGGUGCGCUUGCUCGCUCGUAAAGUUCUCAAUCGUGUAAUUCAACUUCGAGGGGAAAUAGCGCUAUUCUUGGAGAGAGGGUGUACUGAGAAGGAGAAUCAGCUUUAUGAAAAGAUGCAGGAUGAAUUGUUCGUGAUGAAGGUUGCUUCCUUGGCUGACUUCUUUGCCGAGGUGAAUUCCACGAACCUGUCACUUCAAGGAAACAUCCCAAUGCUACACACAGCUCGUGACAAAGUGGCAGCAUUCAGGAGGAGCAUUGAUCUUUAUCAGAGAAGAGUCCAGGCCGAUGACACGACUAUCUUUCCUGAGAUGACGACUCUCCUGGAUGCUACGCCAGAUGUUGAAUGCCACUUCCAUGAGGAGAUCUCAACCCACCUUCUGGCAAUUAGUGAACUAAACUGUGGAGGCAUGGGGAUGGUUGGUGUUUUGUCUUCAGAUCCUGAGAUUGCAGUGUAA
This is a messenger RNA of Leucoraja erinaceus (little skate), 1371 nucleotides long. Its product is annotated as protein FAM200C-like. The transcript is spliced from 2 exons. The record is from RefSeq and is a predicted model, not a curated record. The coding region runs from base 1 to 1371 and encodes 456 amino acids. NCBI's taxonomy places the organism in Eukaryota, Metazoa, Chordata, Chondrichthyes, Rajiformes, Rajidae.